AUGGCGUGGCUGCGCAUUUCCAGCACCACCAUGGCUGUGCUCUUCACGGUGCAGACGGGGCUCCUGCUCUACCUGUACAUGCACCACAACCACCUGCUGCCCUCCCUCCGGGAGAAGCCGGCCCAAGUCCACGUGCUGAUCCUGUCCUCUUGGCGCUCGGGCUCCUCGUUCGUGGGGCAGCUCUUCAGCCAGCACCCCGACGUCUUCUACCUGAUGGAGCCGGCCUGGCACGUGUGGGUGACCCUCUCCCAGAGCAACGCCGAGGUGCUCCACAUGGCCGUCCGCGACCUGGUGCGCUCGGUCUUCCUCUGCGACAUGAACGUCUUCAACGCCUACCUGCCCUGGUACCGAACCCUGUCCGACCUCUUCCAGUGGGCCGUCAGUCGAGCCCUGUGCUCGCCGCCGGCGUGCAGCGCCUUCCGGAGGGAGGACAUCAGCAGCGAGGCAGCCUGCAAGACCCAGUGCGCGCAGCAGCCCUUCUGGGCGGUGGCCAAGGCCUGCCGCUCCUACAGCCACGUGGUGCUCAAGGAGGUGCGCUUCUUCAACCUGCAGGUCCUCUACCCGCUGCUCACCGACCCCUCCCUCAACCUGCGCAUCAUCCACCUGGUGCGGGACCCGCGCGCCGUGCUCAAGUCUCGCGAACAGUCGGCCAAGGCGCUGGCCCGGGACAACGGCAUCGUGCUGGGCACCAACGGGACGUGGGUGGAGGCCGAUCCGGGCCUGCGGGUGGUGCAGGAGGUGUGCCGGAGCCACGUUCGCAUCACGGAGGUGGCCAUGCAGAAGCCCCCGCCCUUUCUGCAGGGUCGCUACCGUCUGGUGCGCUUCGAAGACUUGGUGCGCGACCCACUGACCGAGAUCCGGGGGAUGUACGACUUUGCGGGGCUGCGCAUCACGCCCCAGCUGGAGGGCUGGAUCUAUAACAUCACCCACGGCCAGGGGCCCGGCCAGCUUAAGGAGGCCUUCAAGAUCACCUCCCGAGACGCCCUCAACGUCUCCCAGGCCUGGCGCCACGCCCUGCCCUUCCCCAAGAUCCACCGCGUUCAAGAGCUGUGCGCCGGGGCCCUUCGGGUGCUGGGCUACCGGCCCGUGGACUCGGAGAAGGAACAGAAAGACCUCACUUUGGACUUAGUGCUGCCCCAGGGCAGGAGCAGGUUCAGCUGGACCUCCUUCGCAUCCUCAUAUGCGCGAGAGAAGUAA
Molecule: messenger RNA, 1197 nt
Organism: Gracilinanus agilis (Agile Gracile Mouse Opossum)
Lineage: Eukaryota; Metazoa; Chordata; Mammalia; Didelphimorphia; Didelphidae
Product: carbohydrate sulfotransferase 6-like
Exons: 1
Coding region: 1-1197 (398 amino acids)
Biological process (GO): N-acetylglucosamine metabolic process; keratan sulfate proteoglycan biosynthetic process; carbohydrate metabolic process
Cellular component (GO): Golgi membrane
Molecular function (GO): N-acetylglucosamine 6-O-sulfotransferase activity
Source: RefSeq, a predicted model, not a curated record